This is a messenger RNA of Colletes gigas, 646 nucleotides long. RefSeq lists its product as uncharacterized. The transcript has 2 exons. Lineage: Eukaryota; Metazoa; Arthropoda; Insecta; Hymenoptera; Colletidae. Bases 1 to 567 code for a protein of 188 amino acids. The record is from RefSeq and is a predicted model, not a curated record.
AUGGAGGAGUUCAUGGAGCAGUCCACCUCGCCCUGCCGAAUCCUAAAAGCCCACCGGAUGAACAGAAAAACCAUCAACAACGAAACCCAAGCAUGGGAAUGGACCCCCUCCGAGACCAUCUUGGUAACGUUUGAGGGUGUGAGAAUCCCAGAUUACAUCAAGCUGUUUGGCCUCUACAACGUCAAGGUUCACACCUAUGUAGAACCGAUUAAAACCUGCUGGAACUGCCUCAGGUACGGUCACUCCACUAAAUUUUGCAGAGCUUAUAGGGUAUGCAGGGAUUGCGGCCAGCAAGCCGCAGAAGACAGGCAUGAGUGUCCCAUCACCUCCCAAGAGAGCGUAUGUUAUCAUUGCAAAGGAGAUCACAGAACCUUUGAUCAGUCGUGCCCCACUUAUCUGAAAAACAAAAAAAUUAAGGAGAUCAUGGCCUACGACAGCCUAGGCUUCUGGGAGGCUAAAGAACUAGUCGACGAGCUUCUUAGCUCUCUCAAACCUAAGAACAUCGCUAAACAGGCCCCUUCCUACAAAGACUUCAUGGUCACAAGGAAAACCCAACAUAAAAGGUAGCGAAGACAAAACUAGCUUCCAUAGCCUGAAUAACACUGAGCAACAAGAUAAAGAGAACAUACCUGUUGAAAGAGCUACU